Messenger RNA from Petromyzon marinus (sea lamprey), 1353 nucleotides. The record is from RefSeq and is a predicted model, not a curated record. Lineage: Eukaryota; Metazoa; Chordata; Hyperoartia; Petromyzontiformes; Petromyzontidae.
GCCAUUCAUGCUUCGGGGCGGCGCGGCGUGGACGCUUCGGGGGAUUCGGAUUCCAUUCAUUUUCCGCCCUUUUCGCCGUUUCCCAGCUCCUCCUCCUGGCGGGGUUCUCUCCAUCGCGCACCCUCUCUGCCUCUCAACCCAGCUCUCCACCCCCCUCCGCAUCAAUCCCUUCUCUCCCCUCGGUCUCUCGCGGUCCACUCCCCCUCAUCGCCUCUCACUCCACCCUUGCCUCACGUUUCUCUGCUCGCCGCCCUCCUCCCUCAGGGUUGCAAUGCCGCGUCGCGCCAAGAAGGAGCAAGAGGCAACGGCGGUAGAAGCCCCCAGCGACGAUGAGCCGAAGGCAAAACGCGGCAAGAAGGGCGGCGCGAAGCCGGCGGAGGAGCCCGCGCUUUACAAGGACCCGCAGGACAAGCUCGAGACCGCGGACGGCAAGCCGGCCACGCUCAAGAUCACCAGCUGGAACGUGGACGGCAUUCGUGCCUGGGUGAAGAAAAACGCGCUUGAGUGGGUACGUGAGGAGGAUCCAGAUGUGCUGUGCCUGCAGGAAACCAAAUGUGCCGAGAAAUCUCUUCCAGCUGAGGUUCUCGACAUGCCCGAGUUUCCACACAAGUUCUGGGCAUGCUCCGAUGACAAGGAGGGCUAUAGUGGCGUGGCCCUGCUGAGCAAGAAGAAGCCGAUAAAUGUCACGAUUGGGAUCGGCGUGGAGGAGCAUGACAAGGAAGGCCGUGUCAUUACAGCAGAGUUUGAUGACUUCUUCGUAGUGGCAGCAUACGUUCCCAACUCUGGCCGGGGAUUAGUGCGCUUGGAUUAUCGUGAAACGUGGGACAUCGCCUUCCGCACCUUUCUUAAGGAGCUACAAGAUCGUAAACCGCUCGUGCUGUGUGGAGAUCUCAAUGUGGCUCACCAAGAGAUUGACCUGAAGAAUCCCAAGACCAACAAAAACAAGACUCCGGGCUUCACGCAGCGAGAGCGCGAUGGUUUCACAGAGUUGCUCAAGGCUGGAUUUGUUGAUUCCUUCCGUCAUCUUUAUCCGGAGGUGCCCUAUGCCUACACUUUCUGGACAUACAUGAUGAAUGCACGUGCCAAAAAUGUGGGCUGGCGCCUUGAUUACUUUGUGUUGUCGGAGGCUCUUUUACCUAAAUUGUGUGAUAACAAGGUGCGCUCAAAGGUUAUGGGAAGCGAUCACUGUCCCAUAACUCUCCUGCUGGCCAUGUAGAGUAUAGACAUGUAUUCAUAAUAAAGGUUUUUGGGUUAGAUCGCGAUAUUUAUAAACGUGUUGUAACCCCCCACCACCCGACAUGGCCAAUCAGCAAAAAAGUGUCACGUUGACAAAUGACAGUUCACUACUUUAGC